This is a messenger RNA of Suillus subalutaceus, 2451 nucleotides long. RefSeq lists its product as uncharacterized. NCBI's taxonomy places the organism in Eukaryota, Fungi, Basidiomycota, Agaricomycetes, Boletales, Suillaceae. The transcript is spliced from 13 exons. The coding region runs from base 1 to 2451 and encodes 816 amino acids. The record is from RefSeq and is a predicted model, not a curated record.
AUGGCUCUCUGGCUUCAUGAGCACGAAAACUAUCUUCUUGAGUUUAUCAGACUCGAAGGACGUGGGGACUACGCAUCCAGGGAAACUUGCCAAGGGCACAGCGAAUGUGAAUCUGAGCCUGGAUAUCGUUGCCGGGAUUGUUUUGGGACAGAGCUCUACUGUCAAGAGUGUAUCGUCAACAGGCACCGUGAAAACCCUUUGCACAAGAUCGAAUUCUGGAAUGGUUCUUUCUUUGAGGAUACCACACCCAAGUAUCUUGGACUCCGUGUCCAGCUUGGCCACCCGGUUGGUGAGCGAUGUUUCAACCAUUCAUGUGCCUAUGAUGAUGAUUUUAUCAUUCUUGACAUUAAUGGUAUCCACAAACUCGCCUUAGAUUUUUGUGCAUGUGAGAGUGCACUAAGUCACAUUAACCAAAUCCUGCAAGCUCGCUGGUAUCCUGCGACCAGCAUAGAUCCUAAAUCAGCGGCGACGUUCCAUCUUCUAGAGCAUUUCCACAUGCUUACGUUCGAGUCCAAAGCCUCUGCCUUCGAAUAUUGGCAAACCCUGGCGCGUCUUACCGAUAAUACAGGCAUCAAGCCAUGCAAGGAUUGUUAUGACAGUCUUUUGCGCAUGAUCAAACAAUGGCGUCAUGAUCCUGCUGGCAUCAAUGCAACUGAACAGGGCUCAUGUGCUGUGGUUUGUCCUGCAUGCCCCCACCCAGGCAAGAACUUACCAGAAGACUGGAAAGCAGCACUUCCGGACAAACGGUGGCUGUAUGCACAAUUUCUGGCCAUUGAUGCAAAUUUCCGCUUGGCACGCAAGAAUGUUUCCUCAGACAGGAUUGACCCUGGUUUGAGUAGAGGAUGGGCUUAUUUCGUCGAUGAGACUGGAUCCAAAGGAUUCCUGACCAAUGUUGGAAUGGUACCACAAGAGAAAAGCACGUGCGCUAGUCACAAUGCCGUGAAUCUUGCUGAAACGAAGAACUCGCGAGGAUUGGCUGCAACUGGAGCUGGGACUGUGGAUUGUUCUUGUCACAACUUCAAGCGGCUGUGUGGAGUGGGUGACCUUCAGAAGGGCGAAAAGUAUAUCAAUAUGGAUUACCUAUUCUUCUCGACCACGCAACAUUCUGAAGAUAUCGUUGUAUUGAAUGUUUCUUAUGAUAUCACUUGCCAGUGGAGCAAAAACCUAUGGGGCCGGAUGUCGAAAUACCCAUCACGCAUGCACUUUGCGCAUGACGGUAAAAUCAUGACCUUUCUUGUUCCAAAAUUCCACUUGCCCGCCCACAUCACUGCAUGUCAGAUAACAUUUUCACACAAUUUCACCAAGGGAAUGGGGCGCACUACACGAGAGAUGGGUCCUGGGGCUCGUCGCGAUACACUGGAUGAUCAUUUUGGUGACUACAAUUGGAAGAAGGUUACGAACUUCGAUUUUGAUGACUUUCACCUUACACUCAUGGAAGAACGACCAGGUGAGGUGGCGCAGUGGAAAGAAGUUAUUGAGAACUGGGAGGGCAAUGCUUCCAACAAAAACCCCAUCGAAAUAACGACCAUCACCUUGACGCAGGCUGCUAUGCGCCUUAGACUCUCUCAACAGGAAGCCGAAGACCUUGAAAAAGGUUUCAACAAUUCACUACACAUGGAGGUGUCACCCAGCAUACUCAUUUCAUCGGGAAUGGACCUUGAGGAACAACAAUUUCGCCUGCAGCAAGAUUAUAACGCUCUGAGUGGCCAUCCGACAGACUUGCAGCUGACAAAGCUACAAGAGCGUUCAAAUGCACUGCUGCGCAAGAUAGAGCAGUGGUGCAAUGUCCAACUGCUCUACAUGCCCGCCGUCGGCCGCCUGCGAGCAUCUGAAAUGGCAGAAGCACAGUCAGCUCGCGAGGAGAAGGCCUAUGAAAUCAAACUUUGGCUACCAUCAAAGCUGAAGGAGGCAGCUGAGAUAUUGUGUGACACAGCUUUGACACCUACAUUCACUGGGCAACGGGCCAAUACCAGGGCAUCUGCUGUGCUUGGAAAAGUGGAGCAGACCAUCAGGACAGCUGCUGCUUGGUAUCGCAGGGCCUGGGCGGCAGUCAAGACACUGUCAGCAGUCCUGGACAAACUGAACUGGGAGGUAGAAUUGCCCGAGUUGCUGGCGGCUGAUGUUCGCGGGAUGUCAGAGGGAGAUAUUAGCCAAUCUGAAGGUAACCGCACACUUUUGUGGAUCUGGAAGGCUCGUGGGGUGGCUGCAAUGGGAGAAGAUGGCGAGGCUGUUUUAUCAGAAGCAUUGCAUAUUGAAUGGUGCAAAUCGAGAGUGCGAGCCAAUCGUUGGGCUGAAGAAGUCGAGCUCCUGCAAGAGGAGAUGCAGCAUGUAGCAAGCUUUCUUUCGUGGCACGCAGGGUGGUGGGAGGAGCAGGCAAAUCGGAGGACUGUCCUACCCGCACCUGAACAGGAAGGGAUCCAGGGAUAUGCAAAAUGCCAGGCCGCUCUUUGA